AUGAAUACACCGGGGGCACCGCGAAAACCUCGACGAUCACGGGAAAACGUUCCAGUCACGACCCAGGAUGGUGAAGAAGAAAACAUUGGAGAGCCGGUGAAUGUCUUCUGUGUGGAACCUAGUGACCCAAAUAUCACGAAGCACGAAGAAGACUAUUUCCGCGAAACAUUUGCGAUAAUGAAUGAGUAUGGUGUCGGUGCUGUUUGGCUGUCUGAGGAGAAAGCUAUGAAGGUGACGUCAAAAGAUAGUAGUUUCUAUUUCGUAGCGGCCGUUCCGGGGACGGGUAUUUGA
Molecule: messenger RNA, 291 nt
Organism: Cooperia oncophora
Lineage: Eukaryota; Metazoa; Nematoda; Chromadorea; Rhabditida; Trichostrongylidae
Source: the annotation of a GenBank genome assembly